UAGUUAUGGGCAUAAUUUUAAUUGGUCAAAACCAGGAAUAUUAUAUAAAGAAGUCGUAACACGUAAACGCGAGAUUGUGGAAACAUUUUUUAUUAAAAAACACAAUUAUAUACAAUUAAUUUACAAACAGACAGUGAGAAUUUGACCAAUAUUUAUGACAGACUUAUUAAAUCCACGUAGUUUGUUAUGUUAUUUAUUUUAUUUUAACGCAUUUGACUUUGUUUUCGUUGACUGUUGUCGUUGUGAUUAUAUCUCAUUAUCUUUUGUACCGUUAUUAGUUCAACAUCUUACCAUGCAUAUAUUAUGUUUCUGAUAUUAUUUGACAAUUUAUAUAAUUUUUAUGACACACAUUAUGUAAAUAUUAUUAUUAGUUUAUAUGAUAUUGUGACACUUUCUUAUAUUACAUAGUUUGUUAUCCAGUCUUUUAAAUAAUACAUCUGAACAUAUUUCAUAGGCUCUAAUGCGUUUAAUGUAAAGUUCUUAAAAUUGCACUUGAAAAGGACCCAAACUUGAGGUCAAAACGUAGUGCUCAUAUUGAAAAUACAUCUGGCCAGUUACAGUCAAAAAAUUAAAUUGUUUUAUUUCUGUUAAUUUUGUUUAAAUUCAAUUUCAAUUUACAUACAAAUAGAAAAUUGUAAAAUAUAUUUUCACACUUUACGUCUUUGUAUUUGCAUAUGUAUUGAACAAACAUUUGUGUCGCAAAAUAUAUAAAAUUGUAUUUUAUGACCGUCAACUCAUACAUGCAAAGUGAAAAUCUUUAAAUGCAUGCCCAUGCUUCUGCUUCGCGUUAGACUUUGAGCAAUCUGUACAACGUACACUUGCUUUUGUUCAUUCUCUUACCUGGAGCUAGAAUUUUCACCAUAUGUACGCAAAAAGAAAGCUUUUAAGAGAAUUUAUUAAAUUUACAAUGGACAGCGUAAAGCACCAUUCAUUCUUUGAACAGUAUAUAACUACAUUAAACUUAAAUAAGUGUCCAAUUCCGAAACAACCUGUUCCUGAUCUUGAGCAAACUGCAGAACGUUAUUUAAGAUCUGUAAAGCCAUUAUUGACUGAUGACGAAUAUAAAAAUACGAAGAAGAUUGUUGAUGAUUUUAUAAGUCAUACGAGUGCAGGAUCACAAUUACACACUAAAUUACGUGAAAGAUAUCAAAACACUGAUAAUUGGAUGAAAGAUUGGUGGCUGGAAGUUGUAUACCUAGGAUAUCGUAUGCCCGUGAUCGUGCAUUCCAGUCCUGGAAUUAUUGGGCCUCCAAUUAUUUUCCAGCAACCAGAUGACGUAUAUGUGUACGCAGCCCGUCUCAUUGCUGGAGUAUGUGAUUACAAUGAAAUGGUCAAGAAUGGAAAAUUGAAACAAGAAAUGACUCGCAACGACCCACUCGACAUGCAGCUUUAUGCUAUGAUACUUGGCACACACAGGAAACCAGGUGAAAUAGUUGAUAAACUGUUGCACACAGAUGAGGCAACACACAUAAUAAUCAUAUGCAAUAAUAAUUUCUUUAAACUUUACGUUGUCGAUAAAAACGGCAUUUUAAGCGAGGGUAAGCUUGUGGCUGCCAUAAAAGAUAUUGCAAAUCGCUCGUGUAUCCAGGGAAAACCUAUAGGAAUUUUAACUGGGAACGACAGAGACACUUGGGUGAAAGACUACAACUUACUUUUAGAACUGGGUAACAAUAGAAAUAUAAUAAAGGAUAUAGAAACUUCUUUGUUUAUAUUGUGUCUCGAUAAGGAUAUACCUAAAGAUGCUUUUAAGGAAAAAAAUAAUGCCUCGGUCAGAGCGAUUCAAGCAUUGACAGGCUAUAAUAGUUGCACAAACGCUGGUAACAGAUGGCACGACCAUACCGUGCAAUAUAUAGUAUCCACUGAUGGUUUUAUGGGCAUGGGAUUCGAACACAGUCCAUGCGAGGGAAUUCCUUUUGCUGCUCUUCAGGAUCACGUAUUAAAAUAUAUAGCAGAAAAAAAAAAUAACGCAAAGAAUGUAAAAUCCAAAGAUUCCCCGAGACCAGAACUUUUGAAGUUCGAAACAAAUGACGCUAUAGAUUAUGCGAUCAAGAUAGCUACUGAUACAGUAGAUAAGAUUUCAAACGACAUAGACAUGGAAUGUUUUACAUUCGAUAAAUUCGGCACAGACGUCAUAAAAGCGAUUAAACUGAGUCCCGACAGUUUUAUUCAGAUCGCGAUGCAAGUGACAUUUUAUAAUUUGCAUAGAAAGAUACCGGCUCAAUACGAAAGUGCGGCAUUACGACGAUUCAUAAAUGCCAGAACUGAAUGCAUCAGGUCCACUAGCAUUGAAUCGGUCGAGUUCGUUAAAGCUAUGCAUCUCGCGGAUUGCGAGAACAAACAGCAAAAGAAGAAAUUGUUGAUCAAAGCUAUAAAUGCUCAUAAAAAACUUGCCGAGCAAGCUAUAACUGGUCAAGGCGUCGAUAGACAUUUGUUCGGCUUAAGGAUGAUCGCAAAAAGUGAAGGGAUGGAGCUCCCAGAAUUAUACAAAGAUGUUGGUUAUACUAGAAGUACACAUUUCAAUGUAACAUCAAGUCAGUUGCCGUUUAAGACAGCGUCUUUUGCUUGCUACGGACCAGUAGUUUCCGAUGGUUAUGGUUGCUGCUACAAUCCACGACCGAAGGAUAUUCUAUUCGCUAUUUCGUCAUUUAAAUCGUGCAGCGAGACUAACACGAGGGACUUUGCUCGUAUUUUACAGCAGACACUGAUCGGCAUGCGAGAUAUAGGAAGUGAUUGAAAGUGCAAGAACUUCAUUUUUAUUGCGACGGAGAAAUUGUUGAUUGGUACUUAUAUCCCAGCUAUAGCCAGGCCUGUUAAAAUCACAUAUCUUGAAAGCUUUACAGUAAGGAUUGUUUCAAUUUUGACAACAAUUUUAU
This is a messenger RNA of Monomorium pharaonis (pharaoh ant), 2873 nucleotides long. RefSeq names its product carnitine O-acetyltransferase. Gene Ontology annotation, cellular component: peroxisome. Lineage: Eukaryota; Metazoa; Arthropoda; Insecta; Hymenoptera; Formicidae. The transcript is spliced from 13 exons. Gene Ontology annotation, molecular function: carnitine O-acetyltransferase activity. Gene Ontology annotation, biological process: carnitine metabolic process, CoA-linked. The coding region runs from base 863 to 2734 and encodes 623 amino acids. The record is from RefSeq and is a predicted model, not a curated record.